UAUAAGUGAACCAAAGUUUGAGCUUACGUUCUUCUCCGUCAGCAGAAGGAGCUCAUUUUCCGCACGCACCUGAACGACUAGUCAUUGUGCUGAUGGCUGCUGCGUGACUUAUGGGCUACUCGCUUCCGCAGAUGGCAGUGCUAACUGUUUCUUGUUUCCACCACCAUUACAUUCGUUCAUGGGAGGCCCUACGCUGCGUUCAAGAUACGCAUUGACUGUAGAGAAGUUGCUGAAAGGUUGUACCAUCGAACACAUCCCUACUCGUGUCCGCCUUUCACAAUCUUCUUUUCUCCUCCAUUCACCGUACCCAGGGCUUUCUCAGGAUGUCAUAUCCCAAUCAUUUUGGGUUGAUUUCUUCUCACUUGAUGUGGACAAGGAAUUUUUGAAAGCCAGGAUAUCUGCGCUUCACAAAGACGAUCUGAUUGAGCCUGCCAUCAAGAAAAAUACUAGUUCUAUGUUUGUAAACGCGGUCCUGGUGAUGGCCAUCCCAUCACUACCUAACCCUGGCACGGAACAAAACACCAGUUCUUUGGGAAGAAGUCCCACCGAGCCUUCCCACCUUGAGAUAGAAGUCAUGCAGCGGCAUGCUGCCGAGACCCUGCUGAUAUUCAUUCCAUCGAUUCUGAACAAAGGGUUAACGGGUGGGGAAAUCCUGGAAAUCUUCUCGGGUGAUUUUGGGAAAAGUGAUGCAGUGUUCAAGGCUUUUGUUUCCGAGCUGAAACAGGCAUGGCAGCAUGCCAAUGUACCAGAUGAUACCACCUAUCAUUGUCUGCAAAUUGGGCUUAGAUUUGUUUGCAGCAUCAAUCAACUGAGUCCGAAUGCGUAUUUCCUUACUGAUGAUCUCUAUCCAACUAUUAAAAAGGUCCUGGAACUUCCUAACCAGCGUGAAGAGUCCGUCUGGUCCGCUUCACUCCUCCUUGGCGUUCUGUCAAAUUACCACAAAACGGAUGCAGCAAACUUGAACCCAGUUCUUUCCCGCAUUGCUGGGGAACGAGAUGAUGGGUUUAUGCGUCAGAUAUGUAGGCUGACACAAGGGUUUAUUGAUAAAGCCAUAGAAUCGUAUCAGAGGGUUUUAGAUGAUUCCCCUUCGAGUGUUACGUCCUCUCUCGCCAGUGUCCUGAACGUUUUCACCCCUAAGCAAGAUGCGAAAGGACUGAGCGCCUUUGGCAUAUCCAACCCUUUCCCUAUUAUUGGGGGGUCGAGGGACAGGGGCACUAGUGCGGAAAUGAGCCAGAAGGUGCAAACUAAUGGCGACUUCAGCUCACAGCCUGAUCUAACAUCUGCUGUGCUUUUUACCUUGUAUCAGUAUAUUCAGUCCAACCCAUCGUUCCGCCUAAUCUGUGUCCAGUCCGUGGUGGCGGCACCCUCCCUAAAUUUGAACAGUCACCCGGCUCUGCUCCCGUUGACUGUACCUAGUGCUAAAGCGAAGAACCCAUUACCCUGGGUGGCCCACAUUCUGUCCCUUGGCUCAUACAUUCUAACUCACUCCACUUCAUCCGGAUUGCCUCGUCCUGCGGCGUACGCUCAUCUCAUGCUGCGCAUUAUACAUACGUUAGUCGAGGAUCCUUCGGUAUGCAAAUUUCUCUGUGUGCAGAACUUCUCGGUCCGGUUGUGUCGUCAGCGUGUUCCAUUUCUCCCUCUUCCUCCUAAAAGAGAAGGCCGCAGGGCUGGAUUCGAAACUGUGCUGGAUUGUUGUUUGAUAUGGUUGCAACAUAACCUUCACAAACAAUUGCAAACGCACUCAUUCAUCCUAUGUGUGCAGAGUCUGUUAAGGAGUUUGCGUUUUCUCGCUGAACAGCGAAUAAGGCUCGAGUAUACUUGGGAAGAACUCUGGCGAUCAUUGCUAGCCCUGCUUGGGUUCAUUUUCAGAAAGAUAGGCAAGGAGGGGAUGAACUCAGAUACCAGAUUACGAGAGCUUGACAUGCUGGUCAUUCGUGCGCUUGCUUACGCAGUUGCGGCUGACUUUCUUCCGGGACAAAAGGACGUCUGUCAAUUGAUCUAUCAUAUCACUACGUCCUCUCAAACCAUUUUAUCCCAACGCACACUCCUGGACUCGACAUCUGACCUUUCCCACUCUGGUUCCUCAAGGACCAGUUUCCACGUACGCACCAAAACAACUUUAGAGGUCCAUACUCGAGCAUGUCUAUCCACCCUCGAACGUACAACCAAUUUUUUCCUGGCAAAGAUCGCAGAGGAGGAUACACGAAGUACGAGUGCUGUGAUGAGAUGCAUUCAGCGAGAAGUUGAGAAAGCUGCGAGGGACGGGAAGGGUGUUAUUGACUUUGGAAUGAGCACAAGGAGUGAAGGAGAGAGCGUGAACAUUUUGGAGGAGGGGUUUUUCGCUGGGUUUGACGCUCGGAUUCGAGAGGAAGUGGAUUCUGAUGUCGGUUUCGUGGAAUGGGCGUGUGCCGAUGGGCUAAAACUUUGACUGUCCAGAGGACAGGCCAUUUGCAUAUUAACGGAACGCCAUUAGAUGUAACCAAGGUAUAUGAGAGAUUCGAUUUUCAUCCAUCUGCUGGUCUCGGAGUUCAAGUAGCAGGAGACUCUAAUGCAUCUGUAACUCUUUUUCUUUUUCUUUUUUCGGUUCUUUCCUGCAAAACGCUUCUCAUACAUUGUUUUCGCAGUACUGUGAAGGACCACUGCAGUGACGGGAAACGUCCAUCAACACAACAUGGACGUAAAAUCCAAAUCACGGCUUCAAACAAAGAGCUUGUACUGUAGAAUCAUGGGGAAAAUCAGAG
Messenger RNA from Cantharellus anzutake, 2741 nucleotides. RefSeq lists its product as uncharacterized. The transcript is spliced from 13 exons. Bases 179 to 2428 code for a protein of 749 amino acids. NCBI's taxonomy places the organism in Eukaryota, Fungi, Basidiomycota, Agaricomycetes, Cantharellales, Hydnaceae. The record is from RefSeq and is a predicted model, not a curated record. Gene Ontology annotation, biological process: regulation of Golgi organization. Gene Ontology annotation, cellular component: cytosol.